Brassica rapa (field mustard) is the source of this 2074-nucleotide messenger RNA. Its product is annotated as putative pentatricopeptide repeat-containing protein At1g02420. The record is from RefSeq and is a predicted model, not a curated record. Gene Ontology annotation, molecular function: mRNA binding; protein binding. Lineage: Eukaryota; Viridiplantae; Streptophyta; Magnoliopsida; Brassicales; Brassicaceae.
CUUUUCGAUAGGGUUUUAGUUUUGGAUCAUCAUCAUCUUCUCCAUUCCUUGCUGAAACGAUGAUGAUAGUCAAGCCGCAGUGUGCUUCUCGCGUUCCUCCCAGUCUCCGUCGCUCUACAUCAUUUCUUCAGAGUGUGGCAAUACAUUCUUCGGAUGCGAAGAAGCUCCUGCCAGACGACGACGCGGAAACUGUUUACCGGAUGAUCAAUGCCUCAAAUCUGCAAGGAGAGUUGAAGGAAUCCUUGAGCUCCAGUGGAAUCCACUUGUCGAAGGACUUAAUCGAUAGGGUUUUGAAAAGAGUUAGGUUCAGUCACGGAAACCCUCUUCAAGCCCUGGAGUUGUACAGGCACGCUGGUGCUCGACGAGGCUUUUACCACUCCUCCUUUUCUCUCGACACGAUGCUCUAUAUCCUCGGUAGAAGUCGGAAGUUCGAUCAACUCUGGGAUGUUUUGUUUGAAGCUAAGCGAAAGGAUCCGUCUUUGAUUACGCCUAGGACGAUGCAAGUGGUUUUAGGCAGAGUGGCUAAGCUGUGCUCCCUCAGACAAACCGUUGAGUCUUUCUGGAAGUUCAAGAGAUUGGUUCCUGAUUUCUUCGACACUAGUGCUUGUUUCAAUGCUCUCUUGAGAACUCUUUGCCAAGAGAAGACUAUGACUGAUGCUAGGAAUGUGUAUCACUCUUUGAAGCAUCAGUUUCAGCCUGACUUGCACACUUUUAACAUACUUUUGUCUGGCUGGAGAUCAUCUGAAGAAGCUGAAGCUUUCUUCCAGGAAAUGACCAAAGAAAAGGGGCUCAAACCUGAUGUGGUUACCUACAACUCCUUGAUUGAUGUGUAUUGCAAGGACAGGGCCAUGGAUAAUGCUUACAAGCUGAUUGAUCAGAUGCGGGAGGAGGAUGUAACUCCCGAUGUUAUAACUUACACUACCAUUAUUGGCGGUUUGGGGUUAAUCGGCCAGCCUGAUAAAGCUAGAGAGGUUUUGAAGGAAAUGAAGGAGUAUGGGUGUUAUCCUGACGUUCCUGCUUACAACGCUGCUAUAAGAAACUAUUGCAUAGCCACGAGGCUCGGGGAUGCAGAUAAGUUGGUGGAUGAGAUGGUGAAGAAAGGUCUGUCCCCCAACGCCACUACUUAUAAUCUCUUCUUCCGUGUUCUUUCUUUAUCGAAUGAUUUGGGACGUUCUUGGGAGCUGUAUGUGAGAAUGCUGGGGAAUGGGUGUUUGCCAAAUACUCAGUCUUGUAUGUUCUUGAUUAAGAUGUUUAAGAGACACGAGAAAGUGGAUAUGGCGUUGCGGUUGUGGGAAGAUAUGGUGGGAAAAGGUUUCGGUUCUUAUAGUUUGGUUUCGGAUGUGCUUUUGGAUUUGCUCUGUGAUUUGGCUAAGGUAGACGAAGCUGAGAAAUGUUUGCUUGAGAUGGUUGAGAAGGGACAUAGACCGAGUAAUGUCUCUUUUAAAAGGAUCAAGUUGUUGAUGGAGCUAGCAAAUAAGCACGAAGAGGUUAGUAAUUUGAAACAGAAGAUGGCUGUUUUCAGUACAGAGAUUCAGUGAUGAAAAAUCAGGACAUUCUUCCAGUGUUUUCCAAGAGCCAGUUGAGUCCUUCAUGUAUAAUGCCAUUGUACUUGGCCGAGUCUUUUUUGUUCAAGUCUAUCAGAUGAAGUCGAGGAACCAUUGUUAGAGUUUAGGAGUUUUGCAGAGGUAGGUGCGGAAGAAGAAGAUGACAAUCAUAACAUUUUCCGAGAAGAAGAAGAUGGAUGAGGCAUAGAUGAAAAAGUUGCAGACGUUUGGAUUCUGCUGAAACAGGCAGCGGAUUGGUGGUUAAAACUGUACCAGACGCUAUUGAUGGCAUCUUUUUGCUCUUAUAGAGAGAGAGAAUUUUCGAACUAAUCAAAUGGUAAACAUAGAUUUUAUGUAGUUUUGCUUUGCCAAAGAGAACAGACUCUUCAGGACCAAUCUCACUGUCUCCUGGUUUUUUUUCCCCUGGUUUCUUCUUUUAAAUACUACUACACUUCACACAAAGUUUGUUGGCGUGUUUAGACAAAUCAGCUAAAUUGAAAAGAAAAGAGAGAAAAACUCUGUUUGCGUGA